Messenger RNA from Mycotypha africana, 603 nucleotides. Its product is annotated as trimeric LpxA-like protein. Lineage: Eukaryota; Fungi; Mucoromycota; Mucoromycetes; Mucorales; Mycotyphaceae. Gene Ontology annotation, molecular function: acetyltransferase activity. The transcript has a single exon. The coding region runs from base 1 to 603 and encodes 200 amino acids. The record is from RefSeq and is a predicted model, not a curated record.
AUGGCAACAAUUAAUGACACAAAGACAGAAAAAGAAAAGAUGUUAGCAGGAGAACAGUAUCUUCCGAGUAGUGACGAACUUACAAAGGAUAGAUGUUACUGCCGUAAGGUUUUGAAGGAGUUUAAUGAAGUGGCAUCCUUGGGUGAACAGCCAAAACGUGAACAAGAAUUGCUAUCAAGUCUUUUUAAUUCAUUUGGAGAAAAUAGCCGCAUUGCGCAUAACUUUAGAUGCGACUAUGGAUAUAAUGUCAACAUUGGCUAUAAUACAGAAAUCAACUAUGAUUGUGUCUUUCUAGAUAUUGGUAAAAUCAACAUUGGAAGCCAAGUGUUCAUUGGACCUGGUGUCCAUAUUUAUGCAGUCAAUCAUCCAUUAGAUCCUAACCUGAGGAAGCAAGGUUGGGAACAGGGUAAGAAUGUGACCAUUGAGGAUGGUGUAUGGAUUGGAGGUGGUGCCAUUAUUUGCCCAGGUGUUACUAUUGGCCAAGGAACUACAAUUGGCGCGGGUGCUGUCGUUACAAAGAACAUUCCUGCCAACGUUCUUGCUGUUGGUAAUCCUGCUAAAGUUAUCAAGGAGAUUACUCCUGGAGAAGAAAAGAAGGAUUAG